Molecule: messenger RNA, 1568 nt
Organism: Prorocentrum cordatum
Lineage: Eukaryota; Dinophyceae; Prorocentrales; Prorocentraceae
Source: the annotation of a GenBank genome assembly
AGCCACAGACGGGCGCUCCCCCGAGCGCCUCGCUGGCUCCCGCUCCUCCCCCGCCUCCAAAGCUUCGUCCCAUCCCGCUCCGCCCCCGCCUCUGGAGCCAUGGCCCCGGACAGGGGCCCGGGCGAGCCCGCGGAGGCGUACGCGGAGCGCUUGCAGCGCCACCUGCGGUGGCAGGACGCCGAGCUCGCGCGCCUCCGCGGGCGCCUGGCUGCGGAGGGCCGCGAGCGGCCGGGCGGCGCGGCGGCGCCGAGGUGCUGCUCGGGGUGCGGCGCCGCGCCCCUGUCGGCGGCGGCGGCGCUGGCGGCGCUGCUGCCCUGGCCGCUGUACAGGCUGGAGCGGCGCGUGCUGGAGCAGGGGCGCGGCGUGGACGCUCCAGCCUCGAUGGAUGGCCAGGCCGCGCUCGUCACGGGGGCCUCCCAGGGCAUCGGGUUCCACGCGGCCGCGGAGUUCUGCCGCAGGGGGUCGCGCGUCGCCGUGACCAGCCGGAAGUGGCCGAAGGCGUCCAGGGCCGCCCGCGAACUCGCGGACAUGGCGGGGCGACAGCAUGAAGCGGUCACACCGAUGGUCUUGGACACGUCGGAUUUCGACGACGUCAGGCGCUUCGCGGGGGAAGCGAAGAAGCUCUUCCGGAGACUGGAUGUGGUGGUGCUCAACGCGGGCAUGGGUUACGGGCCCACGUGGCCGACGAACACCACCGCCAACAGCGGCCACGACCUAGCCUAUGCUACCAAUUUUCUCGGGCACUUCCUGCUCGUGAGGCUUCUGCUGGAGCUGCUCGCCCCAAAUGCCUCGCUGGUGGCGGUAGGGAGCGCCGCGAUGUGGCAGGGCAAGCUCCACCAGCUCACCCCGAAGACGCGCCCCAGGUAUGAUAAGUGGGUGUACGGCCAGCCCCGCCCCAUGGCAUACGCCAACAGCAAGUUGGCCGAGCUGUGCUUCGUGAAGGCGCUGCGACGCCGGCGACCAGCGCUGAGGGCGGUGGCGAUGGCCCCCGGCCGGGUCGCCACGGCACUGCUAGGUCCCGAGCUGGAUUGGUGCAGGGGCAGGAAAUGGCUGGAUUGGUGCGGUGAUCCCCAGACAAGCGGAAGGCUGGUGUUCGAGAGCGCGUUUGUCUCUGAGACGGUUGCGCCGGAGUUCCUCUACCCCUACGCGUUCCCGCGGCUGCUGUUCUCCUCGCCAGUGAGCCGGUAUCUGCCGAAGUAUGCGUGGUGGUGGCCAGUGCGGCUGAUGCGCCCGACGUUCGGCACGCUGCACGAGUCCGUGGCGCCCCACUGCGGCGUGGAGGCGCAGGAGCGCCUGUGGAGGUGGAGCGCAAACGCCACCGCGGCGCCCGCGUGGCCCGCGUAGCUCAGCGGGAGCGCCUGCGGAAGAAGGCGGGGCGCACACCACUGCGGGUGCCCGCGUGGCUUGCGGCCUCGCGGCCGGGCAGGCGCGCCCCGGGGGCUGGCGGAGCACUCGACACCCCCGGGGCUCUCCAUGCCGAGUGGGCUGUGGUGCAGGCAGCGAGCACGGCGAGGAGUGCGCGGCAGACGGGGCCGGCCCCGCGCGCGCGAGAAAGACUGCUCGGUGCC